This is a messenger RNA of Cyclopterus lumpus (lumpfish), 2133 nucleotides long. RefSeq names its product E3 ubiquitin-protein ligase TRIM39-like. The coding region runs from base 125 to 1768 and encodes 547 amino acids. The record is from RefSeq and is a predicted model, not a curated record. Gene Ontology annotation, molecular function: zinc ion binding; protein binding. The transcript has 2 exons. Lineage: Eukaryota; Metazoa; Chordata; Actinopteri; Perciformes; Cyclopteridae.
GAGCUGUAGAGUCACUUUUCAGGAAGUGAAAGUAAAGUGAGUCUGAGACAUUCAACUGAAUCCAGCAGAUUUCUCUCAACAACAACAACAACAACAGAGUCUCUGACAAACACUGACUGUAGACAUGUCUGCUGCCAGCUGGCAGCUGAUUGAGGAUCAGUUUCUGUGCUCCAUCUGUCUGGAUGUGUUCACUGAUCCAGUCACCAUACCAUGUGGACACAACUUCUGUAAAGCCUGCAUCACUCAACACUGGAACAUCAAUGUCCCCUAUCACUGUCCCAACUGUAAGAAGUCUUUCUCCACCAGACCUGAGCUGCAGGUCAACACCUUCAUCUCUGAGAUGGUUGCUCAGUUCAGACAGUCAGCUCAACAGAAAGCCAGCAGCAGCAGCUCAGAGCAACAAGCUGCCAAACCAGGAGAAGUUCCCUGUGACGGCUGCACUGGAACCAAACUGAAGGCCCUGAAGUCCUGCCAGGUGUGUCUGGAGUCCUACUGUGAGACUCACCUGGAGCCUCAUCUGACAAGACCAGGUCUGAAGAGACAUCAGCUGAUCGACCCCGUGGAGAACCUGGAAGGCAGGAUGUGUACGAAGCACGACAAACUGCUGGAGCUGUUCUGUAAGACCGACCAGAUGUGUGUCUGCAUGCUCUGCACUUAUUCAGACCACAAGAACCAUGAUGUUGUUUCUCUGGAAGAAGAAUAUGAAGGUAAGAAGGCCGAGAUGGAGAAGACUGAGGCUAAAACCCAGCAGAUGAUCCAGAAGAGACAACUGAAGAUUCAGGAGAUCAAACUCUCGGUGGAGCUCAGUGAGGAAGAUGCAGACAGAGAGAUAGCAGGUGGUGUUCAGGUCUUCACCGCUCUGAAGGAGUCUGUUGAGAGAAGCCAGGCCGAGCUCAUCGACACGAUCAAAGAGAAGCAGAGAAAGACAGAGAAACAGGCUGAAGGCUUCAUCAAAGAGCUGGAACAGGAAAUCUGUGAGCUGAAGAAGAGAAGCACUGAGGUGGAGCAGCUGUCACGCUAUGAAGACCACCUCCACCUCCUCCAGAGCCUCAGGACCCUGAAGGCUGCUCCACCCACCAAGAACUGGGCUGGAGUCAGAGUCAGUCCACCUUCAUAUGAGGGGACUGUGAUGAGAGCUGUGAACCAGCUGGAGGAGACGCUCAGUAAACAGAUGAAGAAGCUGUUUGAGGUCGAGCUGAAGAGGAUCCAGCAGUCUGCAGUGGAUCUGACACUUGAUCCUGAUUCAGCACAUCCCAACCUCAUCCUGUCUGAUGAUGGAAAACAAGUUAAACUUGGUGAUGUAAAGAAGAAUCUUCCAGACAAUCCACAGAGAUUUGAUUAUUGUGGUAUUGUCUUAGCAAAGCAGAGUUUCUCUUCAGGAAGAUUUUACUACGAGGUUCAGGUUAAAGGAAAGACUGAGUGGACUUUAGGAGUGAUGAGAGAGUCCAUCAACAGGAAGGGAUUAAUCACAGCGUCUCCUCAGAAAGGUUUCUGGAUGAUAUGGUUGAGGAAUGAGAAUGAGUACUCAGCUCGUGCUGACCCUCCAGUCCGUCUCUCUCUGAAGUCUCGGCCUCAGAAGGUGGGGGUGUUGGUGGAUUAUGAGGAGGGUCUGGUCUCCUUUUAUGACGUUGAUGCUGCAGCUCUUAUCUACUCCUUUACUGGCUGCUGCUUCACUGAGAAACUCUUCCCAUACUUUAGUCCAUGUCUUAAUGAUGGUGGUAAAAACUCUGCUCCUCUGAUCAUCUCUCCUGUCAAUCACACUGAGUAGAACAACCACUGGAUUUAAUAAGGAGAGAAUCUAACAAAUCUAUACUUUUUGUGAUUGACGGUGGAAACAUUAUACACUGGUUGAUAUCAUCUAAUGUAGUCUAAUUAUCUUUAAUAACUGCAUAACCUGCAUUCAACACUGUUGAAUACUCAAAAACAAUGUACUCAGGAAUAAAUAGCAUUUGCGCAUCAAUUUAAAAAUCUGGGUGCCAAAUUUAAAUGUUGUAUUACCUAAUUAUUGUAUACAUCAUAUGUUUUUAAUACUGGCACAAAUUAUUGUAUAAAGUCAUGUACCACUUAUUUUUUAGUAAAGUGUUUAAGGGUUUUAGUUUUCAUAAUUUUCAAAUAAAUGGAGGAAUCAAGUUA